GAAACCGUGCGGUUAUUUCACGUCUGUCUCGUUUUUCACGCGAGUUCGAUCUCGACGAAUUAUCUCCGAUGACGCCGGAAAUGAGUAUUGUGUCGUUAAUCAUUCCGGGCCUGUGACUCGGAUAUCCAAUACGAAUGGAAGGUUCGCGCGGACUAAUAAUCGGUAAACCGAAAUAUCGGUCAGUUGAAUUGUUAACCGCGCACCGCGUGCCAUUACUAAUUGCUGCCUUUUUUUUUAUCCCCUCCUCUACCUCAUAUCGAUGACUCCUACGGCCAAUUUCCAACUAAUCGCAUUUUGAUUCUCCCUUUCCUCGUUUUCCUUUUAUCCUCUGUAUUUCAUGUUUUCUCAUUUCAUCUCCCGCCAUUUCAUAGAAGGUGAAAAGUUUUUUCGUGAGUAGACAUUCGGAGAAAAGACUCCGUCCAAGAAGAGAGGAAGUUUGAACGCGAAAAAACUAUCGGAUUUUUAUAUCAAUCGAAAAGUGAUCGUUCGCAGUGAUAACAUUGAUGUAUAGUUUUUUUCCGGCCGCGAAGUGUUUUCCAAAAACUUUACCGACGGUCGCGACAACGGACGCUUGUCUUUACUACAGACUCUCGGUGAUCACUCCUACACCUCGUAAUUAUCCAUUAUAAGCGAGACAACCUGCUGGCUUGGAUGUCAUAGUGUCUUGCCGUGCGCGCGCGCACACACGCGCGCUCACACACACAUACACACACACACAAAGUCGACGCAACUUGUAGCUGCCUUCACGCUUAAACUCUCUUUCUCUCUCUCUCUCUUUCUCCUUUGGGAAGCGUUGCGCGCUCUUCCGCAUUUUUCGUAAACUUCGUUUGUGUUUCGCAAAAACAGCCAAGAUUAGGGUCAAGAGUGAUCCAAAACCAUCCUACGUGAUGGAUUCGAGCGACGAUACUGAAUUGGAGAACACUGGCGGUGGAGUGCCGAACGGAUCUGCUUCUAAUACUAAUAACGGGGCACCAAGUGGAUCUUCCACAAGUGCAGUUACCGCGACUAAUGGGCACGAAUCUAAUGGACAUGGACAUCUUCCCUCGCCGGAAGAUCUUACUUCGUAUACUCGCGAAUCAAACGAUUACGAACUUGAAGAAUGCAACGAGUCCGAAGAUGAAGAAGAGAAUCCGCAGUCAUUUCCAACUAAUCCGGUUCUAGAUGUCAAUGCUACCAUGUCAAACUAUCUGACAAAUCCGCGUGUUCUGGAGAAACUUAGACAGCAGCAAGGCGAAGUCGCCAUGGUCGCCAACGAAAUGCUACACAGAAACGGCGUAGACUUCAUGACCGCGUUCAAUGCCAACAACGUCGGCGGCGUCAACUUAUUCCAACAAUUUUGUAUGCAGUCAACACCAGUACCGUCGCCCUUGCUCAGCAAUGUUGGUAUAAACCAACGCACGCCAUCGCCACCUCUGACGCAAAAUAUACCAAGCACGCUGGAAAAUAAUCAGAUGGCAAUAGUCCAUACAAAUAUUAGAUCGCUGACUGGACAACCAAUAUCCACUUCAAGACCGCUUAGUGUAUCGCCUCAACCAGGAUCCUCCAGAAACAACGGAGAAAUCCCAAUAACGCCGUUAAGAAAUAACGGGGAAUCCCGCGAUUCUAAUCCAUCACCUCGAACCCUCGGUCCAGUCAAUAAUCAACAUGGAGCGGUUCAAUCUAGCUCUAACUGGAGCUAUGAAGAACAAUUCAGACAGCUUUACGAGAUUGACGACAAUCCUGAACGGAAGAUUUUUCUCGACAAACUCUUCAGCUUCAUGCAUCAGCGAGGAACUCCCAUCAACCGACUACCAAUCAUGGCGAAAUCUGUUCUGGAUCUAUUUGAACUUUACAAACUGGUGAUACAACGAGGCGGGCUCGUCGAGGUAAUCAACAAGAAGCUUUGGCAGGAAAUCAUCAAGGGUCUGCGACUGCCGGCAAGCAUCACAUCCGCCGCGUUUACUCUACGAACUCAGUACAUGAAAUACUUGUAUCCGUACGAACAGACGCACGAGAGACUGUCAACCAGCGGUCAGCUUCAGCAAGCAAUUGAAACGAAUAAAAGGGAAAGUCGUCAAAAACCGAGCCCCCAAAUGAUGGGGGUCGCUUAUUCAGCUAGUAGAGACAACCAGGCUGCGUUGGGAAUGAAUACACUCUCGCUUGGCUUAACGGGACCGAUAAACCCAAGCGGAUCGCAACAGACUCGUAGUCCGCACAUCUUGAUGCCUAACGGCGGUCAACAUCCGCAGCAUUUGCCACAAAUGCCUAAUGAAAUACUUGCAGACUACGUGAUGAAAAUGAUCAACGAACAACGAAGAAAUUUGCCGCAAGAAAACCAAUCACAAACUAUAGAAUCUCUCGGGUUGGCACGGAUGAUGUGGAUGUAUCAACAACAAAACAUGUAUCCUGGAAGACCGCCCACUCCAGAGCCUUCUCCACCUACUCCAGAACCGCCCACUCCAGAACCGCAAGCUCUCGAUCUGGCAAGAUCAGAUUCGGAUCGUUCUUCCAGUAGACCUGUGAGUCCACGAGGUGAGCCGUCCACGUCAAGAAAAGAGAAUCGUGAAAGUACUGAUCAUCUGCCGACAUCAAAUUGCAAAAGAAAAUCAUUUUCUGAUGAUGAAGAACCGCUGGAGAACAGCAGAAAGAGCAAAACUAUGAAGCCUCAAACAGCUAUCAGAACUCAAACAUUCACUAUUUGCGAAUUUCGACCUGAUGCAUUAGUAGUCGAAAUAAAAUUGGAUAAUACUGUAUAUCAAGGUACCAUACCAGUAAAACAUGAUGAGAGAAAUAUAGAAAGUGAUGCCGAUGACGCCAGUGGGAGACAGCAAUGAAACGAAGACUCAUAAGUAUACUUAGAUAUCAAUUCGUACAUACGGUAUUCGAGAAAGAGAACAUUUAGCGUAGGAAUUAUUAUAGAAUUAUGUUUGUCUUAGGUAAAAACCGUGAAUGCUCUUAUUGCAAUUAUCUCUGAAUUAUUGUUAAUCAUUUUUUAACUUGUGACAAGAAGAGCUAAACGCCGCUGUUGACGCGCAAAAACACAAUUAUUGUUAAUAAACGUAACAAUAGAAAGAGAAAAGUGUUACACUGUCUGUCACAGCAGAAAGUUUAACUUGAAGUUAAAUUAUGAUAAUAUAAGAUAUGGUAGAAAAAUAUAUAUAUAGAAUCACAUCAAAAAAUAAGCAGCUUAAAUGGUUCUAUAAUAAAUCCUCGGCUAAAUUUUUGAAGACGAUAAAUGAAAAUAUUUUUCGGAGGUCAAAAAAUAUUUGACAUUUAUCAAUUUGUAAAUGUUUAUUUUAGAAAUUCUUUAUAUUGCACAUACACUAAUUUUAUUGCAGAUAGAAAUUUAUAAAUCAUCGUGAAUUCUUUCAAUUUUUUAUUGGUAUAAAAAUAACAGUUUUUUACCAAAGCAAAAAGUUUAUAGAUAAUAAUUAUUGAUUUUAAGUACAUAUCUUUGUGAUACUAGAUAUAAAUGUUACAUGUAUUAAGUAACAAUAUACUGGGUAAAGCCUAUUAUUAUUAUGCACUCAACAUUUAUGAUGUGUAACAACCCAGUGAACAACAUCACUUGAAUGUUACUACUAGUACGAGCCACACUCUAUUAGUAAGUAUCAUGUGGUACUUUUGGCGCUUGUGCUUCAUCUGUGAAUUCAAUGAAUUCACAUUUUGUCCUCACAUAUAGACAUACACAUACAUACACACGAGGACGUAUAUACGUACACUGUUUUGUACAUAAGAAAAUAUAUAAACACAUAUUUAAAAGUGCAGUUCAAAAAAAACAAAAAAAUCAUGUUAUGUUUCAAAUAAGUUGCGUGGUUUUUGCGUGGUAUGUCUCAAGCAGUGACAUUUAUAUAAAUAUUUUUGUGUCCAAAUUACUUUGGAUUUUUUUAAAUAAUAACCUAUAAGUUUUGUUUAAUGUUUUUAUAGCUAAUGCCCAUGUGCUCUUAAAAUGAUGAUUAACAACUCUCUUUUAUUAGAAUCUUUUUUUUGGUUUAAUUA
Molecule: messenger RNA, 3978 nt
Organism: Pseudomyrmex gracilis
Lineage: Eukaryota; Metazoa; Arthropoda; Insecta; Hymenoptera; Formicidae
Gene: retn
Product: AT-rich interactive domain-containing protein 3C-like
Exons: 9
Coding region: 888-2813 (641 amino acids)
Biological process (GO): regulation of transcription by RNA polymerase II
Cellular component (GO): nucleus
Molecular function (GO): DNA binding
Source: RefSeq, a predicted model, not a curated record